CUCGUACGUCCGUAUUGCCUCGUUCCCUCACUCUUCUCGCCAUGCUCAUCGUCGGUCUCACAGGCGGAAUCGCCUCUGGGAAGAGCACCGUCUCUUCCCUCCUGCAGGAUAAGCACCAUCUUCCUCUAAUCGACCUAGACCUCCUAGCGCGCGAAGUGGUACGUCCGACAGACUCCUCGCGCACCCUCUCCAAGCUCGUAGCCCACUUUGGUUCUGGUAUCCUCCAGGAAGACGGUACGCUAGAUCGGCCUGUACUUGGGAGAUUAGUCUUUGGGAAUGAACAAGAGAGAAAGGUGCUGAAUGCUAUUACGCAUAGGGCGAUUAGGAAAAGGAUGGCAUGGACGCUGCUUUGGAAUUGGGUGAAGGGGGUAAAGGUCACAGUUGUGGAUACACCGCUGUUGAUCGAGGCGGGGUUGUGGAGGUGGUGUGGUGAGCUGGUUGUCGUGUGGUGCUCACCGGAGGACCAGCUGUCUCGGAUGCUGAGUCGCGAUGGACCCAAAGGCCUCACCGAAGACGAAGCCCAGUCUCGACUGUCCUCUCAGUGGCCUCUUCGUUCCAAGCUCCCCUACGCAGAUGUAGUCUUGGACAACUCCUCGGCUCUCACUUCCUCCUCUUCCACCUCCCCAUCGGAAGGCGGCGGAGCAUCGGAGAUCCUCACUGCUCAAGUGGGGGACCUGGUCAGGAGCUGGAGAGGAUACUAUGGAGGGGUCUUCGGCACUUUGUACUGGCUGGCUGAAUGGCUGGUGCCGCCCUUUGGACUGCUCAUGGCUGCUCUGACACUCGUAAGCAGGUGGGGAAAGGUCAAGACGCGAUUGAGAGAGAGCGAGGAGAGCGAUCAGCAGGCAGUGGAGCGGAGGAGCAUCGGUAGUGGAUGAGAUACGGACAGGCAGGCAUCUCUUAUGAAGCAUGGUCAUUGUGGUUGGAUGAUCACCUUGCCCGAAGACCGUCUAGCAUGCGGACGAGCAACGCCCUACAAAUGCGUUCCGCACAAGACGAUCAAGCCGAAGCAGGCUAUGUAGCAGCUGUUCUCCUCUCCUCGAUCUUCCUGCGCUCGCCCUCCAGGACCCUCCGCACACGCUCCCAGCUGCGAGCCUUGCCCUUGGCAGUGGUCACGCUUUCCUUGUCCGGCAGCUCUCCUGGUGUCACCUGACUAGAGGAGUCGAGGAGCUUGUCCAGCAGGGUAGGAGAAUACUUAGGGAUUCGGAGGGCAGACGGAUCGUACGGCUCGGACUGUGCGGGCGCGCAAGAGGAGGCAGGAUCAGCAUCUGAAAGACAAGAGAGUCCACCUGUCAUGUCCGGAUCUCUCGAACUUACCAAUACCACUUCGUCCAUGACGAUGAUAUGCUUG
Microstroma glucosiphilum is the source of this 1348-nucleotide messenger RNA. Its product is annotated as CoaE-domain-containing protein. Gene Ontology annotation, molecular function: dephospho-CoA kinase activity; ATP binding. The transcript is spliced from 2 exons. The coding region runs from base 42 to 875 and encodes 277 amino acids. The record is from RefSeq and is a predicted model, not a curated record. Lineage: Eukaryota; Fungi; Basidiomycota; Exobasidiomycetes; Microstromatales; Microstromataceae. Gene Ontology annotation, biological process: coenzyme A biosynthetic process.